UAACCAACCGCCAUUAUGGAUACACAUCAACCAAGACCCGUAACUCCACAGCCUCCUCACAGCGGCGGCGGCAGCGGCGGCGGUUUUUCUGCGAUUCUCACAGUCUUCCUAUCCUUCAUCGCAAUCUUCGCCGUGAUAGUGAUUCCUUCAUCAUCAACUUUUAGGAAUGGUUUUUCCAUUUUGCACCAAGUCCCAGAAGGCUAUGUUGGGGUUUACUGGAGAGGAGGCGCCCUUCUAAAGAUGAUUACAGAUCCAGGUUUUCAUCUGAAGCUGCCUUUUAUAACCCAUUAUGAGCCUGUUCAAGUAACCCUUCAGACAGAUCAAGUGAGGGAUAUUCCUUGUGGUACAAAAGGAGGUGUCAUGAUCAACUUUGAGAAGAUAGAGGUUGUUAACCGGCUUCACAAGGACUAUGUGCAUGACACUCUGCUGAACUAUGGGGUGAAGUAUGACGAUACAUGGAUAUAUGACAAAAUUCAUCACGAGAUCAAUCAGUUUUGCAGCUCUCACUCUCUUCAGCAAGUCUACAUUGAUGUUUUUGAUCAAAUUGAUGAAAAGAUGAAAGAUGCUCUCCAGGGUGACUGCACACGUUAUGCUCCAGGUAUUGAAAUCAUUAGUGUUCGCAUUACGAAGCCAAAAAUCCCGGAAAGCAUAAGACGCAAUUUUGAACAGAUGGAAGAGGAACGCACUAAGGUCUUAAUUGCUAUUGAGAAACAGAGAGUGGUUGAGAAAGAGGCAGAGACAAAUAAGAAAAUGGCUAUCAGUGAAGCUGAAAAGGUUGCAAAUGUGAGCAAGAUCCUUAUGGAACAGAAGUUGAUGGAAAAGGAUAGUGUCAGGAAGCAGCAAGAAAUUGAGAACCAGAUAUACAUGGCUCGGCAAAAAAGUUUGGCCGAUGCUGAUUUCUACCGUUUACUGAAGGAAGCUGAAGCAAACAAGUUGAAGCUGACACCGCAAUUUCUUGAGCUUAAAUUCAUCGAGGCCAUAGCUGAUAAUACAAAAAUUUUUUUUGGGGAAAAGAUACCUAAUAUGUUUUUGGAUCAGAGGCUGCUUGGUAACUUCCUGCAACAGUUAUCUAGGGAUGUGUCUGAAGAGGAGAAAUCAAUAGCUUAAUUUUUUUAAUCCUUCAUUUCUUUUUUUGAUCUGUCAUUUCUAUCAACAUAUUGUAAUACCUAGGUGAUAUAGAAAGUAAAUGUUGGUUGAGGCUUUCAGAAGGUGUUUCAUUUAACAGCUUUAUAGUUUUUUUUUUUUGGGAAGGGAAUGUAAAUGUUGGUUGAGGCUUUCAGAAGGUUAUUUUUGUAAUAAAGCAAUUAAGGUUUCUUGCACCAAUUAGAAUUAGGGUUUAGUUUUGCCUGCAAGUUAUUGUAAUCCUUAUGGAGAUAGUUGAAAAUUUGGAUGAAUGAAAAAAAAGUAGCCUUUUUCUUUCUUUGUUUUGGUGUUGACUCCAAACAUUUGUAGGUGCUGACUUUACUGGUUUUCCUCGUUUGGUGCUGACUCCAAGCCAGACCUAGGUGCUAACUCCAAGCUAUUUCCAAAAAACGGGUCAGAUUGAAGGAAGCUGUGAUUUCUCAGGCACUGCCACUGUCGGUCAAACUGCCCCUAUAGCUUCUUCUAGUUGUGUUUAUCCAGCAAGCCCCAGUGAUUCAGAAAAGUGAUCUAGCACAGCUUCAUAUCUUCACAUUGUUAUCAUUACAAUCCUGAGCCUGCUUCUUAAUUACAGCUGCCAAACAGUAACAACCACAACUACAACUCCAACCACAACACCUACAACUCCAACCACAGGCACCACGACUCCUUUAGUAUUCGGCUCAGGAAUCAGCUCCACAGGAAGUGGCAAUACUGGCAUCAAUGACUCAAGUGCUACUCUACCUCUCAUCACUAGAGGCACUAUCCUGUUCUUUUCUCUGGGCCUGACCCUUUGGUCAGUGUUGCGGUGGGCCUGAUAAUACUACACCUAGUUCAAAAAAGAUGUGUGGACAAGAUGUGACCGUGAUAGAGCCUAGGCUUGUAAUUUGGAAUCAUCUAGAGGCAAUUCUCACUAAGGAAUUUAUUUUAUUUUAUUUUUUCUGUUGUCUUCCUCCUAUGCGAAAAAAAACAGAGCUGGGCUGUUGCUGAUGAAUUUGAUUCCUUUUUGAGUAGUGAUAUGACUGCUAUUAGGGUAGAAGAACCUGAUCUCUUCUUUUUAGAUUUUUCCUUUUUGUAUAUCUAGAGAGAGGCAGUAUUUUUUCAAUUUAAUGGAAUUUCACUACCCCACCUACUUAUAUUAGUUAA
This is a messenger RNA of Quercus lobata, 2265 nucleotides long. Its product is annotated as erlin-2-B-like. Bases 16 to 1107 code for a protein of 363 amino acids. Lineage: Eukaryota; Viridiplantae; Streptophyta; Magnoliopsida; Fagales; Fagaceae. The transcript has 13 exons. Gene Ontology annotation, biological process: SREBP signaling pathway. The record is from RefSeq and is a predicted model, not a curated record. Gene Ontology annotation, molecular function: ubiquitin protein ligase binding; cholesterol binding. Gene Ontology annotation, cellular component: endoplasmic reticulum; endoplasmic reticulum membrane.